This is a messenger RNA of Parnassius apollo (apollo), 1584 nucleotides long. The record is from the annotation of a GenBank genome assembly. Lineage: Eukaryota; Metazoa; Arthropoda; Insecta; Lepidoptera; Papilionidae.
AUGAUUUUUGAAAAAUGUCAUAGAAUGAUUUGUUAUUUUACACAACCACCAAUUGACAGCGACACGUCGUGGCCGCAGAUUUCGCUCGCGCAAAUCACAGAAGCGAACCAACGCAAGGCGUCCAGUGACAAAUCCAGCAGCCAGAGUGUUAGCGCGCCGUUGAGUACACCGCUGAGUGUGCCACUCGCUCCGUCGCUGAGUGCUCCACUCAACGCUCCGCUCAGUGCUCCACACAAUGCCCCACUCAACGCUCCGCUCAGUGCUCCGCACAAUGCCCCACUCAGUGCCCCUCUCAGUGUCCCACCCAGUGCUCCGCACAAUGCACCGUUCAGUGCACCUGAGCGUAACGCCGCCGAUGAAGCAUCUCGCAUGCGACUUGAGGCGGUCGAACAGAAAAUUGAUAAACUCACGGAACUGGUGGUGCAGCUGGGGCGCGAGGCGCGCGCGCUGCGCGGCGAGGUGCGCGCGCCGCGCGCUCUGCUGGACGAGGCGCUGCACGCGCACACGCAGCGCACCAGUGCCGCCAUCGACUCCGCGCUCGCUGAUGGGUGGGAGCGCGUGGCACGUGUGGGAGAAGCGGCGGGCGCACGCGCGGCGGCGGCGGCGGGCGCAGGUGCGGCGCGCGCGCUUGAGCCGCUGGCCGCCGCGCUGCAGCACGAGCUGGCCGCCAAGCUUACCGCCACCGACCGCCUGCUGCGCGACAACAUCGAACGCCUUGCCACCAGCAAGACAGUGACGGAGCGUCUAAGCACGGCCAUAGCAACGUCUCUGUCAGAGAUGGUGCGCGAGUCCUUCCGGCAAGCGCUGUUCGAAAGUGUGGUGCCCGUGAUGGAGAAAGCGCACGCCCAGAUUUUCCGACAAAUUAAUCAGGCCUUCCAGAAUGGCACCAAAGAGUUCGCGGCGCAGACGGAGGCGGCGGCGCGAGCAGCAGCUGAGCGAGGCGGCGCGGCCGGCGCUGAGGCGCUGCGCGACGCGCUCGAGCGGCACGCCGCCGCGCUCGCCUCCGCGCACCAGCCCGCGCAGCUCGCUGCCGCGCUGCGCACUGUUGCGCACGGCGUGCUGGAAAAGGAGAUGACGUGGUGGCGCGAGCAGGCGCGCAGCGUGGCGGCGCAGCUGUCGCGCGCGCACUCGCCCGCCACGCCCGCCCCGCACCCCACCGUCGACAGACAGAUGCAGCUAGCGCAGGUGCAGGCGCUGCUGGCGAGCGGCGACGUGAACGGCGCGUUCCAGCGCGCGCUGUCGGCGUCCGACCUGGCGCUGGUGGUGGGCGCGUGUCGCGCCAUCGAGCCUGCGCUCGUGUUCGGCCCGCCCUGCCGCCUCGAGCAGCACGUGCUGUUAUCGCUCGUGCAGCAGCUCGCCGCCGACAUGCAGCGCGACACGCUCCUCAAGCACAGAUACCUUGAAGAAGCAAUAAUGAACCUGGACACAAGCAACCCAGUGACUCGGGAGCACCUGCCCGUGGUGGUGAGGGAGUUGCAGAAACAGAUCACGGCCUACCUUGCAGCGAAUCCGGGACACACCCUGGCUAGGCAGUUCCGCAUGUUGCUGAUGGCAGCAGACUCGCUGGUCAAAAGUGCGGUUUGA